CGGAGCUGACCUGGCAGAGGGGGACGUCAGCACCAUGAGCCGGCACGUGUCCCUCAAUCCCGGGGAAUAUUCCUACUUCAGCCCCCGCGUGCUCUCCAUGUGGGCCGGCCCCGAGCACUGGAGAUUCCGGCCCCGGCAGCCCCCAGCCCCAGACCUGCAGAGGGAUUCCCGGCAGAGGAUUCCCAGGAAGGUUUUCGAGCUGGAUUUCCAGAAGAACAUCGACUUCCAGGCCCAUUUCCAGAGGACCAAGGCAUCCACAACUUUGGCCAAAUCCACCCUGGAGAGCCAGAACAGCCGGAGCACCACGCUCCCUGCAGACUUCAACUACGAACCCGAGAGCCUGGGACAGCUCUUCCUCAAGCCCCACGUCCAGGUGAGAAUCCCCAAAAGAAUUCCAGGGAAUC
Messenger RNA from Zonotrichia albicollis (white-throated sparrow), 404 nucleotides. The record is from RefSeq and is a predicted model, not a curated record. NCBI's taxonomy places the organism in Eukaryota, Metazoa, Chordata, Aves, Passeriformes, Passerellidae.